GUCUUCUAUCACAAAGCAUUUAUCUUUUACAUACACUUGAAAAGAUGUAGGAGCCUAAACAUUGAAACAAGAAGGAGAAACAUGAAAUUAAAAUACCCAGCAGCAAGAAGGAGAAACAUGGCACGUGCCCCGCGAGGUGAUUCCGGCGAAGGUGCCAUCCGUUUUCUUGCAGAUGCUGGAUUGUAUGAAAGUCAAGAAGAAGCCAUUAAAAGGGAGGAAGUCUUAGGGAGAUUGGAUCAGAUUGUGAAGAAGUGGGUGAGGAAUGUCAGUUGUGCUAAAGGUCAUAGUGAACACCUUGCACAGGAAGCAAAUGCAAAGAUUUUCACAUUUGGUUCAUACCGACUAGGAGUACAUGGCCCUGGUGCAGAUAUUGACACAUUAUGUGUUGGACCAAGAUAUGCUACUCGAGAAGACUUCUUUGGUGAGCUUCAUAAUAUGCUGCUCGAAAUGGAAGAAAUUCAGGAGUUACAUCCUGUUCCAGAUGCUCAUGUUCCUGUGAUGAAAUUCAAGUUUAAUGAAAUAUCUAUAGACCUUCUUUAUGCAAAUGUUGCACUCUGGGUUAUCCCUGAGGACUUGGAUGUUUCACAAGAGUCCAUAUUGCAUGGUGUAGAUGAGCAGACUGUUCGUAGUCUAAAUGGAUGCAGAGUUACUGAUCAAGUUUUACAUUUAGUUCCUAGUAUUCAGAGUUUUCGUACUACAUUGAGAUGCAUGAGAUUGUGGGCAAAGCGGCGUGGAGUUUACUCAAAUGUUACUGGCUUUCUUGGUGGCAUUAACUGGGCGUUGCUUGUAGCUCGUAUUUGCCAACUAUAUCCUAAUGCAAUUCCUAGCAUGUUAGUGUCUCGAUUUUUCAGGGUCUAUAGUAUGUGGCGUUGGCCAAACCCUGUUUUGCUUUGUCCAAUUCAAGAAGGGUCUCUAGGACUUCCAUAUUGGGAUCCUAGGAGAAAUUUCAAAGACAGGACACACCUAAUGCCUAUAAUAACCCCAGCAUAUCCUUGCAUGAACUCUAGCUACAAUGUGUCAACAAGCACACUUCGUGUUAUGACAGAAGAAUUUCAGAGGGGAAAUGAUAUUUGUGAGGCAAUAGAGGCAAGUGGAGCAAGCUGGGUGAAUCUCUUUGAGCCUUUUGCCUUUUUUGAAGCCUACAAAAAUUAUUUGCAAAUAGACAUAUCUGCUGAGAAUAAUGAUGAAAUGAUGAGUUGGAAAGGCUGGGUUGAAUCUAGGAUACGUAUGCUUACACUCAAGGUUAGAUUUGUCUCUUGAAUGUUUUUCACAUACAGAUCUCACCAAAGGGUUAUGGCAAUUAAACGAAAAUUAAAAGAUAAUUAAGUCUAACUCUCCCU
This is a messenger RNA of Cuscuta campestris, 1340 nucleotides long. The record is from the annotation of a GenBank genome assembly. Lineage: Eukaryota; Viridiplantae; Streptophyta; Magnoliopsida; Solanales; Convolvulaceae.